AUGCUUGCAAGCAUCUGCAUAACUCUUUUCCUUAUAAACAUGCCCAAGUACAUUUUUUUCUCCUUGGUACCGAGAACUUGCACAAGCAAGCCAAUUCGUGGACUUUAUUUUUGCUCUCUGGUGUCCACUAAGAUAUCUCACCUUAGUAGAGGCCUGCUAUUAAUUGAGCAUUGCCAGUGGGCGGCGAAUUUAUUCAUACCGUCCAUUUCAAUUUGGACGCAGAUGGACCGCAUCAUCGCCUGCCUCAAGGUGUACGAAGAGUGGGCAACAAUCGCCUCUGAUGACUCUAGCAUUUGUUGUCAGGCAGCACUUCUUCUUGAGUCCGGUUCGACCGACCGGACGAUGCGGGUCUGGCGUCCUGCCGGUGCCGAGUGGCCCUUCGUCAUGUCCCCCUCCACCAACCUCUCCACCAUUCAUUGCAUCCCCGCCUCCUCUUCCAUACAUGAAAGCCAAACAGAUGGGGAGUCUCAUCGGGGUGUGGAUACCAGCAUUCUUGUACGGAAACUCCAUACUAAUCGUCUGCAGCAUAUCUCCGUGGAGCAUCGCUUCUUGACCAAUGAAAUUACUCUCGGCUCCAUGUCAUCUCUAACAGCGCCGACGCUGCCAUCGGCGAAUGGGAUGAUGUCUGACCACCGUGCUCAUAUUUUUACUGGAGCUUGUAACGGCUCGAAGCUGCCAACCCAGUUCAUUGUCUUUGAUUUUGGUGACAUAUACCACGUGUACCAGUGCAAGGCAUCCGCAACGACGCGCUUCGACGAUUGUGAACAUUCCUACCUUUUUGAUCGCUCUUCGAGAAAGAAAACUCUUCAGUUAACGCAACCCAUCUUCCAUCGCGCCAUGAAUAAUAAUCCCGACGUGUUUCAUAUUGAUAUGCCUGAUGUUCCUGGUAUGGAGGAAGGAAAAAGUGAUUCAGAAGAGUCUAAUCACAACUCGAAAGCAUCAGAGGGUUUUUUGUCCAGAGGUCCACUCUCUGUUGAAGAAAUGAACGAACAUGUUGAACGGGUUGAAAUUUGUGAAGAUACUGUUAACCCCGGACAGCCAAAAGUUCGCCCUCAAGAUUUCACCCUACUUAAAGUCCUUGGGAAAGGAGGCUACGGCAAAGUUUUUCUGGCCCGGAAAAUCACGGGUGUUGACAGUGGGCAAAUAUUCGCCAUGAAAGUUCUCAAAAAAGCCUCAAUUGUUACAAAUGCGAAGGAUACUGCACAUACCAAAACUGAAAGGAAUAUAUUGGAGAUGAUCAAGCAUCCCUUUCUUGUGCAGUUACAUUACGCUUUUCAGACACCGGGGAAAUUAUACCUCGUUCUGGAGUUUCUGGCUGGCGGUGAGCUCUUUACACAGUUGGAAAAAGAAGGUGUGUUCAUGGAGGAUCAAGCGAGUUUUUACCUAUCAGAAAUCAUCUUGGCGAUUGGUCACCUUCAUAAAAUGGGCAUCGUAUAUAGAGAUCUUAAGCCAGAAAACAUCCUCCUAGACACAGAGGGGCAUGUCAAGUUGACUGACUUUGGACUCUCGAAAGAACGUGUUGAUCAAGACUUAACGCACACAUUUUGCGGAACCAUUGAGUACAUGGCACCGGAAAUUUUGCUUCGACAAGGUCAUGGCAAGUCGGUGGAUUGGUGGAGUCUGGGAACACUCAUGUACGACAUGCUUUCUGGAGGGCCUCCUUUUACCGGAGAUGAUAGAAAAAAGACUAUGGAAGCUGUACUACGUGGAAGAUAUACCCUUGCUCCUUAUCUUACUUAUGAGGCCAAGGACCUGCUUAAAAGAUUGCUGAAAAAGACAGUUUCAGAGCGUUUGGGCUCGGGACCGACGGAUGCCGAGGAAAUAAAGCAGCAUCCUUUCUUUCAAUCAAUUAACUGGGAUCAGGUGUACGCACGGCAACUGGAGCCGCCCUUCAAACCGAGUCUUACGUCGGAGACUGAUGUUUCCCGUUUCGAUCCUCUAUUCACCAGUGAAAAUCCUGUUGAAUCGCCGGAUGAUGGUGUUCCUAUCUCCGCUUCUAAUUGCGAUGUCUUCGAUGGUUUCACAUACGUCGACCCACAGGUUCAAAUAUCAAUGGUUCGUGAUCCAUGGGCUUUCGAUGGCUCCACCAACUUGCGGCGACGCAGGCGCUCGGGAAUUUCUAUUGGCAGUUCUCCUGCAUGUGCUGGUAACCCAAUGAUACCAGUUCCGACUAUUCACGGCAUCCCCGCCCCCAAUUUUUUUGGUAGCAUGAACCAAGGAGGCAGUGGUGGACCUGGUCAGCCCUUCGUUUUCGCAGAAGACUUUGAAGAUAUGGAACUCGGUUCGGGACAAGGUGAUCCCGUCGCCCCUCAUUCCGUCUUUCCCUCACAGCUCAUACCCACCAAUCCAAAUCGACCUUCCCGGAAUCAACGGGAUCUCUCUUCUAGUCCUCGAAGACCUAAUCCCAAUUCUUCCUUUGCUCAUUCCGACCAGCAGCCCUCCAGUGGUGGUGGGGAAUCCAUUCCAGGUGUUUCUGCUCCCAAGCGCCCAUUUCUCUCGGGUUCAGAGCUUGUUCUAUUCAGCCGUGUCCGAUCUCUCGAGGAGUUGGAUAAGCGCACCUUGCAAUUGCAAAAUAAGAAGCUCUAUGAGGCUCUCACCGAGAAACGUUCUGCUAUUAGUGAUUUACGGCAACGAAUCGAGCAGCUGGAGAAUAGACAGGCCAAAGAUGAUGCUCUACUCUGCGUCGUUAACCGCUACUGGAAUCAGUUGGAUGAGGACUGCCUUCUCCUUCUGCAACGUUGUGAGGUUGAUGUGGAUGAGAAAGUUUCAAAUUCUGCCGAAUCCUUCCUCAAACAAUUGGCUUCCUGGGAAAAGGAAGAAGUUCCUGAGAAAUUACAACAGCGAGUCCAUUUUUCAAAGCGCAUUAUUGCCAGAUUAUUGAAUUCUCUUGAGAAACUUUUCGUUCAUCAAAGUCGUCUUCGUUCCCUUCUUGUGGAUGAGUUGCAGUCGGACAGGAUUGUGAAGGCAUCCACCGCCACCACAUCCUCCAAGACCUCAUCACGUCCCGGGGGAACAAUUGAGGAAGAAAGUAUGGAAAAGUCCAGCACUAAUGCUACUACUGCAGUAGAUGAUGGGGCUAAAACGGAUGGUGUCUCCGCCUUGUCUUCAAUUGAAAAGGUGAUCGCUGCACUGAGGGAGGAGAUCGCUGCUCUCUCCACCGAGAAUGAUCGGCUGCAAUGUCUUUGCACCAGCAUGCAUGCCAAUCACCGGCAGCAAAGUCUUCGUGUGCUUGAGCUGCAAGAUCAAUGCCAGGCGAACUCCGACGCCGCUGAUGAGUGGAAGGCGAAGUACGAAGAUCUUGAGUACAAACUCCAGCAGUCCACCGCACAGCUUGCCAUUCUCGAUCAUCGUCUUUAUGAUGCUCAGCAGUCGAAGAAGCUUCUUGAGGAAGAAUUGGCUGCCUUAAAGGGCACAUCUGGCUCUCCUGGGGAAGGUACAGAGGAGGCAAGCGGGACGCAGGGGGUAACAAAGAGCAAAUACAACGACAUGCUCUGCGAGUUGGAGGAGCAACGCGAGCUGGCCGCCAACCGCCUUACCGAGCUGGAGCGUCUCCAACGCCAGCACGAGGAGAAGGUGGCUGAGUGCGCGAAGCUCAGCAUGCAGGUGAACGAUCCUCCGGAACAAUUGAUACAAGAUUCACCAAGCUACAAAUCGUUGAAGGUUCAGUUCAACAUUCUCUACGGUGAGGUCAAAUCUCUGCGGUCUCAAUUAGAGGAGUCUCGGAGCAUGAUUCAAACUAUUCGCAAUGCUCACCUGAAACAAAUUGAAGAAAUGGAGGCGAACGAGACGGCCAUUUUGAAUCAGAUGCGUGGUGAGAUGUUGGCGCAGGAGGAGCUUUACUCCAAACUUCGACGCGAGUUCGAGAUGAUCGAGGCUGAUUUUAAGCAGACAGUAGCGCACAACGAGCAGGCGGGUCCCAUAAACAGUGAAAUGCGCAGCCUCAUCACCACACUGCAGUUACAAAACAAGCAGCUCAAAAAUGAGGUUGUCCGCUAUCGACGCAAGUCUAAGGAGGCGGCUCAUGAUUGUCAAAUGGCGACUAAUGAACUAAAAGCCACGGAAGAGGAGCUUUCCCGCGCUAGAGCAUCUUUGGCCGAAGCCACAGCCGCCGUGAUCCAACUUACAGAUGAACUUGCCGCCUCAAACCCGACGCCCUCUACUAUCGCUCCUUCGGAACCUUCUCAGACCUCAGACUCGCCUCCUAGGAAGCGUGAACGCGAGAACGACACGGAAAGAAAAGGCGCUGAUGAAGGAGUCUCCUCCAGUCGUUCUAGCGGUACUGAGCCUGCGACAUCGCAUAGUGAAGCUUCGUCGAAAGAUCGGAAAGGCUCCUCUUCCUCUCAAUCUCCUGAGGAAAUUAUUCGUGAUUUGCGUAAUCAAUUGAAAAUAUCACAGGAGGCUGAGAAGGAGAUGUCUGUUUUGCUGAGUAUGUAUAAGGUUAUUCCUAAGGACCAGCGUGAUAAGGCUACUCUUCUUCAAGUUGAAGCGAAACUGCGUGCUGAGCUCUCGGAGGCGCGAUCCGAACUAGCCACUCUGCAGUCGGUCAACGCUGAUUUGCAAGCUCGCUGUGCUCAACUUCAACGAGAGUAUCGCAUCGCUACCUCCUCCACUUUCCCAUUGAAGAGAGAGCUCGAAGAGCAGGCUGAUUUGCCAGAAAAGAAAGUGGCUGGUGAGGGCAAUUCCACUGCCCACUCUGAGGAACCUUCGCCAAGGGAGGGGUCUGUCGCUACUGGCUCUGGUGCGGUAGGACCCAGCGCUACCAACCCUUCUCAUCAAACAUCUCCGCUGUCAAUCUCUACCUGUAUGAACGUGGUGUCCCCAGAGAGCGGUGAAAAAUCGGCAUCUGCUGCGCCUAUCCUGCCUCCCCCUCCGCCGCCACCACCACCAACACCUCACCCGCUUAUGCCACCGGUUCCAAGGAAGACUUCAAAUCUAGAUGAGGAUAAAAAGGCCUGGCAGGUUGCCGAGCUUCAGCAGGAACUCCAACACACUCAACGUCGCUGUCAUACACUGGAACAGCGCGUCAGUACUCUCCAACAGCACCUCCUCACUGCCAAACAGCAGGAGGAUGUUAUGCUGAAGGAAAUGGAGGUAACGGGCCAGGCGUUUGAAGAUGUGCAAGAGCAGAACUCACGUUUGUUGAAGAGUCUGCGUGAAAAAGAUGAUGCAAAUUUAAAUCAAAUGACAGAGUGGAUGAAGACCAGUCAGUUGGCUCGUUUGUUGAAGGAGGAGAAGAAGCUGUUGGAUGAGCAGGUGCGUCUGAUGCAGGCGAAAAUAGAGGCUCUCACUCGCGCCAUUCAGAAGCAGGAAGACAAGGAGCGUCUCCUGCUGACGAACCUGGAGACACUGGAGAAGGAGGCAGCUUUACGACAGCAGUCACAGGAGGCCUACAAGCGCAAGUCGGUGGAAUGCCAGCAACGCGAGGAGGAUCUGCGUGUCACUGUACAGAAGUACCUCGCCCAACUUAACGAGGCGCAGACCUCUGUGCAGGAGAAGGCCUCCGCCUACGAGCAGGUCUCUUUUCGUCACCAACGACUCCAGGAGGAAUACACUACUCUUAAACGCAAGUAUGAGCGUUUGCGGAAGAUCGAGCAAUCGCACAAUGCUGAUGAGGUUCUUUUGGCCGAAAUUCAAGAUUACAAGGAGCAGCUGGCCUGUCCGACCUGCAAGACACACAAGAAGGACGCCAUCCUAACCAAGUGUUUCCACGUCUUCUGCCUCAACUGCCUGAAGACCCGCUACGAGACGCGCAAUCGCAAGUGCCCCAAGUGCAAUGCCACCUUCGGAGCAAACGACUACCAUCGCAUUUACCUCACCUGA
Molecule: messenger RNA, 5820 nt
Organism: Echinococcus granulosus
Lineage: Eukaryota; Metazoa; Platyhelminthes; Cestoda; Cyclophyllidea; Taeniidae
Product: Ribosomal protein S6 kinase beta-1
Exons: 32
Coding region: 1-5820 (1939 amino acids)
Biological process (GO): protein phosphorylation
Cellular component (GO): nucleus; HULC complex
Molecular function (GO): metal ion binding; protein serine/threonine kinase activity; ATP binding
Source: RefSeq, a predicted model, not a curated record